This is a messenger RNA of Cimex lectularius (bed bug), 3443 nucleotides long. RefSeq names its product TBC1 domain family member 14-like. Lineage: Eukaryota; Metazoa; Arthropoda; Insecta; Hemiptera; Cimicidae. The record is from RefSeq and is a predicted model, not a curated record. The transcript has 10 exons. The coding region runs from base 141 to 2102 and encodes 653 amino acids.
AGGUUUUUCAAGGUUUCACCCGUGAAGGGUUUCCUCCUGCAGUCAUAACAAUGUGUUCUCGCGUGGCAGUGUCGUCUUUAUCCGCGCUGGUGUCUCGGACUGCAUCGGUGUAAUCUUCAGGCCUUUAGGGCCGUUUUAAGAUGAAGACGAUCACCUCGGGAAAAGAGCACGAUGUCAAGUACACGGCGAUAUCCAACGGGCCGAGCCAGCCCCAGCCUCAGCCGCGGACUGAGCCAUGUCAGGAAGAAUGCGAUAACUUGAUAAAGUGCGAUUCCCAGUUGGCGUCAAGCUUUAGAGACGGAAAGCUGCACAAGAGGCUCCGGCCGGGGUACUACCUCCAACGCGUCUUUCUGCCUAAAGCGAAGAGCCAGAGCGUCGUCCUCGGCAAAGGGACGGACGCCGUCCAGGACAAGGAACCAUCUGACUCUGAAGAGACGGAAAACUGGUUCAGGACGUGGCCGGACUGUCUUGAGAAGAAGAAUGACGACAAAGAAAAACAGUCGGAGACCAAGAAUCCGCCGGUCUCGCUCGACAGCGUCCUCCAUGAUCUGCCGAUCGCCUACAGCCCCGUCACCAAGCAGAUCCACCUCAUCGACGAUUGCGUGAAGAAGAACGAGCGGCUGCCGAGGACAGACACCGGGGCGAGUUCCUUCUCAAGCACCGUCUCCAGCCUCAGCGACGCUUCGCCUUCGACCAACGGCGACCAGCAGCAACAGGCCGACGUCGCUUUCGACGUCUCCGACAACUGCUCGCUCAUCUCCAUCGGCAACUGCAGUAUCGUCUCAGAAGACUCGGAUGGCGACAAGCCAAAGAGGAGAGGACUCUCGGGGUUUUUCAGCAGAGGAGUUUUUGGCUGGAAGGGUAAAGGCGAAUCUGAAGGCUGGAGCCUUUUUGGCAAAUUGGCGAAUGGGUACAACGAAAGAUCAAUUUCAAGCCUCUCUGAUGAACGAAGAUCCCUUGGUGGUGAUUCUGGCAGAGGUGUGCAAGGAAGCACUGGGCUGAUACAGCUAGAACGUCCCGCAUGGCUUCCUGCGAAAUCAAAGCAAGAACAGCAGGCCCAUUCUGAUGAGCAUGAAAAGAUAAUUUCUUCUGCAAGGAAAAAAGAACUUAAAGAAUCAAAGCAAAGGAAGAAGGUACUUCAGAGCCAACUUAAAGCCGAGGAUGAACUUGCAAGUGCUACUAGGACUUGGACCCAGGAGAUCCUACCUAACUGGAGUCAAAUGAGGGAGCAGAAAAAGACUCAAGAACUUUGGUGGCAAGGAAUUCCGCCAUGUGUUCGUGGCAAACUCUGGAGGCUUGCUAUAACAAAUGAUCUCAAUAUAACUCACGGCCUAUAUGAAAUUUGCGUAUCUAGGGCAUUACAAAGGUUGAAAAGUGCCGCUGGAAGCACGGAUUCAAUAGAUGAAUCCAGUAAAAAAGACGCCGAUAGAGAAGCUAGCAUGGAGCUGAUACAAUUAGAUAUAAGUAGGACCUUUCCUCAUUUGUGUAUAUUUCAAAAGAAGGGACCAUAUUAUGACAUGCUGCACAGCCUUCUUGCAGCGUAUGUCUGCUACAGGCCAGAUGUCGGCUAUGUUCAAGGAAUGUCGUUUAUUGCAGCGGUGCUGAUCCUCAACAUGGAUGCGCCCGAUGCUUUUGUCUGUUUUGCAAAUAUUCUCAACCGUCCCUGUCACCGAGCUUUUUACAGCCUGGAUCAACCACUGAUGGAGGCUUAUUAUGCAGUGUAUGUAGACCUUCUGAGAGAAAACGUUCCUCAGCUCUAUAAACAUCUUGAAUCUUGUAGCCUUACCCCCGAUCUGUACCUGCUUGACUGGAUCUACACUAUAUUUGCCAAAGCCAUGCCUCUCGACUUGGCGUCCCGAGUGUGGGAUGUCUUUCUUAGGGAUGGCGAGGAAUUUUUAUUCAGGACUGCUAUUGGCGUUCUCAAACUGUUCCAAAAGGAACUUUUGACCAUGGACUUUCUCUCCGGUUCACAAUAUCUUACUCGUUUGCCGGAGGACUUAAAUCCGAACGUUCUGUUCAAAUCAAUUGGUUCCAUUAAAAUGUCAGUUGGGAAAAACAACUUCAAGCAAAUACUUCUGUCAUACACACAUCAUGAUGUUUGAGACUGACGAUUCAACGUCAUUUCAGAAUUGGCAGCUGCCAAAGAUCGGACAAUAAAGUUUGUUUUUUUAGUCAAAAUAAAUAAAAGUUAUUUUUUUUUAUUGACAUAUUAACAUCAAUUUUAAUUGCGGGUUUUAAAAUGGAAUAUGUAUUUUACCGUCCGAAACAAUGAAUUUACUAGUAAAAUUUUAAAAAGCCAAUUUUGUUACAAUUUCAGUGUUAGUCAUGUCUAUAAACUUUCAAAAAAAUUGAUAAAAUGUAGUAAAAUAAAAGAUCUUUUAUCAUAAUAAAUGUAUAUUAUUUAUACAUUUUUUUAGUUUUAUUUAUUUAAGCUUUCAAAGAAGUUUUAAUUCUCUGGCAUUUAACGUAAUUUAUUUUAAAGGAGGACGACUGAAACUCAAUUAACUUCAUUUAUAGAAGAAAUCUAAUGAAUAAAUCGGUUCCUAAUUUAAGUGUUCCUAAAUAUUAAUUUAGAUUCAAAUUUUUGUACACAUAUCAAACUGAGCAACACAAGACGAUGUUUAUCUAUACUAAAUUAGUAGGAUUUUUUUUGCAGUUAAUUUGUUCCUCCAAUUUUGCAUGAUUGACUUCAAAUGAAUGUAAUAACAUUCAAAACAAUGUCAGAGAAUUUCAAAUGAUCAUUUUUAUAGUUUAAAGGUGCCAUUAAAAAAAAAUAAAAAAUUAAAAAAACGUCCUGCGAUAUGGCCUUAAAAAAUUAGUAAUUAAUUUUCCAAUUGAUUUGAGGAAAAUGAUAUGUGAUAUUAGUGGUUUUUUACUAGUAAUUUUUCUAUUGUAAUGUUUUUGGUACUAAGUUAAUUACGACCAUUGGAUUUCUAAAAGUGAUGCUUUUCAUAUUGUAGAAGAGAUGCCAUCACGAUUAAAUUAUGUAAAAUAUUUUCUAUUAUAUUGUUAAGAUUUUGUAUUUAUUAUUAUAUUUAUUUGUUCCUGGAUUUUUAAUUAUUGUACUCUCACGAACAAAAAUACUCUAUUUCACACUUUGUUUGCUCAAUUAAAUAACUUUAUAUGGUAUAAUUAAAAAUAUAAUGUAAACCAGAUUUUUUAUGCACUGUUUUUAUUCAACCCUCAGUCAGCGAAGGGUGUGCAGAACUAACACAAGAAAUAAAUAAAGCUUGCCUAGCUGAAAAGCUUACAUGUCUAUAGCAGUCUGAGGGAUGAAAAGAAUUGUUUUAUGUUAAAGAGAAAAAGUUGUGCCAUAGGCAUAUCUAUAUAUAUAAUUUUGUUAUUUAGUAUACUGUUUAUACUGUGCUAAUUUGAGUGAUAUUUAAUUAUUGUAAAAUUAUAUUUUAAAAAUUUAAUUGUAAAGGAUUAUACAUAAUUUCUAA